This is a messenger RNA of Harpegnathos saltator (Jerdon's jumping ant), 1917 nucleotides long. RefSeq lists its product as hypothetical. Gene Ontology annotation, biological process: multicellular organismal reproductive process. The transcript has 3 exons. NCBI's taxonomy places the organism in Eukaryota, Metazoa, Arthropoda, Insecta, Hymenoptera, Formicidae. The record is from RefSeq and is a predicted model, not a curated record. Bases 182 to 925 code for a protein of 247 amino acids.
CGUCGGACAAAUAUAUUAACGAGAGACGUGGAAACGAGAACAACGCGAGGUGGCUAGUUGUCGUCGAAAUCGCAUAGUCGGAACAUUAUCGGUUAACAGUGAAAUUCGCGCAUUAAAGUCACUCAAUAUUCCGACGCAACGUUAAAUUUGAAUUUGACCGAGGAUUUUUCGGUAAGCCACAAUGCGUGUUAUUUUAUUGAUCUUUUUGAUGAGCAUGGUGACCAUGGUGAAGUCUGACCGCGAUCUAGGGAUUACGUUACCACAACUGCACAUUUGUAACCAAAGACAGAUGGAACUAGGAUGUAUAAAGCGCAGCAUAGAAUCAUUAAAGCCUCACUUGAAGGAUGGUCUUUAUUCUUUGGGUAUUCCGACGUUCAACCCGUAUUAUAUACCGACUUACGAUUUUUCCAUGUCGGGUAAAUACUCAAGCACCACGACGUUUUCGGAUAUAACAAUCUCCGGAGCAGCAGACUUCAAUAUAACGGAGUUCAACUACGCAAGGCAAAACAUGAUGUUAAAGGCGGAAUUCCCACAGAUUAAAUUGCGCACAAAAUACCAAGUAAUGACCAAUUAUACGGGGAAGCCCAUAAAAGUAGGCCGAUUCCCACUGACAGCAACUUUUAGAAACGUCACCGCCGACGUCGUUAUAUAUGGCGAAAAUUACGAUAAAACGGAAACAGGCGAGGAACAUUUUGAAGUGACGAAUGUCCAAGUGCGAUUGAAUAUCACUAAAAUCUGGUGGAGUAAAUCAUCGAGCUAUAACGAGAUGAUGACCAUUUAUUUGAAACAAUUUUUUAAAUAUCAAUGGCAGAUACUAAUGAACCAAAUACACCCGACGGCCGAAUGGUAUGCUGCCAAAGUUAUCAAGGAAACCGCUAACAACAUCUAUGCCAACUUCCCUCUGAGCGUAUUGUGUCCAGACUAGGCAUCUUCUUGCCCUCGUUUUAUAGCCGCGACGACGAGCUAGAUGUCUUUUUUUGUGAAAAUUGUAAAUUGUCGUAUAUCAACGUGCACGGCCGAUCGCGCGCGCGCGCGCGUGAUUGUUACAAAGUGAGAACUCGUGUGCGCUCGUUUGCAUGAUGGUUCGCGUUUGAUCCUUUUUCAGGCGAAGACGGUAAUCGCUCGUGACAGAGUCGGAAUGUCGGUACGCGGUGUAAACGGCAGCUCUUUAUUAUAUCUUCACCUGGGGACAAGUAGAAAUAUAAUGAAAGCACGUAUGGAAGAUUCUCAGUGAAAUCACAUUCCAACCGAAUCCUCCGUCGCACUUGCAACGCCGGACACGUCACGUGUACCGUCACUUUCGGCUUCUGUCCGAUGACCGAUUAGCUCGCUCGAUCAUAGUCAUUCGACGCGUUCUUUUAGCUUCACCGGUGAAAUAGCGCGCAGACGGUUGGUUAUACGAUAGACGGAUAGACGGAUAGACGGAUAGAUGGGGAGACGGAUAGACGGAUAGACGGGGAGACGGAUAGACGGAUAGACGGGGAGACGGAUAGACGGAUAGACGGAUUUCCACUCGAUUCGAUUUCAACACUUCCCUCCCGAUGCGGCUCGCAACGUCACCGAUAGUUUAACGAGAGAACUUUGUAAUUGAUUCCCGGAAGUUUAGUUCUCUGAUUGAAGCAUCUGCUACGACUCGAGCCGCAUCGCGAAUGAAGCGCGCAAAUCUCACGAUAAAAAUAAAACAAGAAUACGAAAUGUGAGUAUACAUAGUACUCAGCGGUCGCAGGUCAGCAAGAUCAUAAAAGUAUUUGUUUCCUGUAGAUAAAAAGAGAACUUUUUUUCCGAUGCAUGCAUAAUAUAGACAUUUUGUAUCGAGACGACAGAGAAAAUAAAAGUUACGAUAUGCGCGAAUGUACGAACUUAUAAAUUUGUACUUUGAGAGUGACAUAAUAAAACGUUAGGCAUGUGACCAGCGAA